Messenger RNA from Mesorhabditis spiculigera, 309 nucleotides. NCBI's taxonomy places the organism in Eukaryota, Metazoa, Nematoda, Chromadorea, Rhabditida, Rhabditidae. The record is from the annotation of a GenBank genome assembly.
AUGAGCUGCUGCGGCUGGAAAUCGCUGCGUGAACUGCUGCACCUUGGCCCGGAGACGAGCACAAAGUGCGCCGAUUAUGAGCAGAAAAAGUCGGCUGAAUCGAGUUAUUACGCAUACAAGGCGUGGUUGAAGAAUGAAAGCUCGAAGUUCAGAUCCGCUGGGCGGCAAAUUAUUUCGAAUGAACCUUGGUGGAAAUUCAAGCGAACCAGCCUUGCGAAUUUUAACGAGCAGACAAAGCAGAAGGUGAACAGCAUCAAGGAAAAAUAUGGCAAGAAACCGGAAGCGCAUAAUGGCACCACUACGCAUAAA